UUAUGGUCUAAAUGUUAUAAAUUUUAUGAAAAUAUUGAGAAUUUUGUAUAAAUAAAUGUACAAACUAAAAGACAAAUUUAGUUUAAUUUAAGUGGUGUUUAAAGAUUGUUAAAAAAAAACAAAGCCAAUAAACAUGUUUCGUUUUAUGGUAAUUGCCUUGUGUUUGGCUGUUCCUGUGUUGGGUAACUCAGCUGGAGCCCCACAGGCAGUGUGUAAAAAUGGUCUGACCCCCGAACAUCAUGUUGAGCCCCAGUCCAGUCAAGUGCCCUAUAGUUUUUCGGGUGGCAAUGCUGUCAAGGCUGGCGAUAAAAUCACUUUGACUUUGGGUGGUGGUGAAUUUUUGGGUUUCGCUAUGCAAGCACAAGAUGCUAAAGAACAUCCCGUGGGUACGUUCAAGGUUAUUGAGACCAAUAAAUCACAACUUUUAAAAUGCUCAGCAGCUGGGGAUACCUUAACCCAUGUUCAAUUGAACAAGAAACCCAUUACUAGUGUAGAAUUCCAAUGGAUUGCCCCUGCCGAUUAUCAGGGUGCUGUUAAAUUUGUCGCCACUGUUGCCAAGGAUGGUGGCACCUACUGGAUCCGUAAGGUCAUCAAGGAAGUUACUGUACAAUAAUUGUAUUAUUUUUUUUAAUUGUGGUGUGUUUUGUAUUUCAAAACGCACUUGUAACAAAAAUGUAUUUUAUUCGUAUUUCGAAAUUAUGUGAUAAAUUGUUAAUAAAAACUAAUUUUUUUUCUAAAUGGAUUAACUUUGGCAUUACAAAAAAGAAAGAAGAA
Messenger RNA from Calliphora vicina (urban bluebottle blowfly), 774 nucleotides. RefSeq names its product defense protein l(2)34Fc-like. The record is from RefSeq and is a predicted model, not a curated record. Gene Ontology annotation, cellular component: membrane. The coding region runs from base 134 to 613 and encodes 159 amino acids. Lineage: Eukaryota; Metazoa; Arthropoda; Insecta; Diptera; Calliphoridae. The transcript has 3 exons.